AUGCCUCAAGAUGAGGGCUUAGUUCGACAAAGGAGGAGGCCAACGACCAUCAGUUCCAGGGAGUGGGGGUGCCGAGACGGCUAUGGGGACACCAAAGAGCCGAGCAUCUCGCCGGAGGCGGUGCAUGCCUUGCUUGGGAAGGACCUCACGACCGAGCAGCGCUUGAAGCUCAGCUCCACUGCCAUCGACGCGGUCAUCAAAGGCGACGACACCGACGACCGAAGGCAGGACGCAGCAGCAACCGAGGAGCGCGGCAGCGUGGAGAAGGAGACGGAGGCAGUGCCGGAGACCACCACCGAGGGACAGCAGGCGCUGGGACAGCUGGGACAGAUCCUUCUCAUCUCAGGACAGAAGCUGUUGCAAGUCAAAGCUCCGGCGACAUGGACCACAACAAAGCUGAAGAAAGUAGUGACGGAGGAGCUUGCAAAUUCAAACCGCAUGGAAAGCCUGCAGAAGCUGGUCCACGUGGGACGAGAUGAGCCAAUUCCAGAUGGUAAAUCCUUGGAAGCCGUUGGCUUAAAGGAUGGGUCUGAGAUCUAUGCAAUCCUGCACAUGCCCGAGUACGAGGACGAGGAGGCGGAGGAUUCGGACUGGUUGGAUGAUGACCUGUUUGACUUGGACUUCGUGAGACCGGCACGUGGAGACUGGGAUGCUUGCCACGUGUGCGGUCGGAACCGCGGCUGUGACUACUACGGUGGUGAAUGCCGAAGACUCCGUGGCAUCCGAGCCACUGGGCAAAAAGAAGUGACGGUGCAGAAGAGCGCGGAGGAUGAGUCGGAGUUCCAACAGCCCUACAAGGAUUCGCUCGACUACCUGAACGAUCAGUUCAGCCUCCUGGAAUGCGAGAUUCGCAUCGCCGAGCACCGGCGACAAAGCACCAAGGAGGACGUGGGUGUCGAGGAGCCAUUCUUACUGCGUUCCCGGAAGAUCAACGUCUUUGAGCACGAGGCGAAGCGAAAGCUGGCCUUGGCGCGGAUUCACCACCGAUUGAAGCUCACCAAGGAAGCAGGUUUGGAAGUGCCGCGACUGGAAGUGCUAUUGCAGAAGACCAAGCUCUUGCUGUGGGAGACAAACUCCCUCCCUGUGGUGAUGUUGGUGGGCAACACCUUGUCACCCAAGAUCCAAGCCACCCUCAACGUGGGUGAGCGCCGCUUCUGCGUGAACGCGCCCCUGCAGGUGCGAGUGAUCUUGGAGACCUUCUGCCGGGAUUUCAAGGAAGAGGUGCAGAAGAGAGUGUACUUCUACAAGUCCAGCAGGUUGGCGAGCAGUGGCAUCAUCCGGAUUGGCGCUGGCGCGCGCAGCGGGGACUUGACGGGGCACACGGUGCACAUCGACCGGAGGAUCUUGGACUUCGUCGUCGGCCUGGACACCGUGCGGACGCCCCAGACGCCCAGACCGGAGAUCAACGAGGUCGUCGAAGGAUCCAACUUGUACAAACCCUCGGCGACGCUGGAGCAGUUGGUCUUGCCGGAGGACAUGAAGCAGGGCAUCUUGGCACUGGUGGACAAUUUCGAGCAGUUCUGCCGCUACCGGAAAUCCAGUGGGCUGGACGAUGUCAUUGCGCACGGCUCCGGCUUGGUGCUGAUGUUCUGUGGGCCCAGUGGCACAGGUAAGACCUUGAUGGUGAACGCAUUGGCGGCACAUUUGGAGAAGCGGGUCUUGCUGGUGAAUUUCAAGACCUUGUACAGCCACAACGAUACCGGGCUGCACGAGGAGGACGGCUCCAAUGUCCUGAAGCUCUUCCGAGAAGCGGAAAUGAGCGAUGCUGUGUUGUUCUUCGACGAGUGCGAAUCCCUCUUCAGCCAGCGCGGCAGCGGUGGCAGCUCUGAGCUCACGGCCCUGCUGACGGCUAUGGAGCGUUAUGAGGGCAUCAUCUUCUUGGCCACGAACAGGCCCUUCGAUCUGGAUGAAGCCAUGUACCGGCGUAUCACCUCGGUCUUCACCUUCAGCAAACCUGAUCAUGUUCAACGUCUAGAAAUUUGGAAACUUUACACACAGACAGGGGUCCCGUUGGCACUCGACAUCGAUUGGGAGAAGAUCGCCAUGAAAUUUGCACUGACUGGUGGGUACAUCAAGAAUGCAAUUGUGAGCGCUUUGCUCCUGGCCAUCUCGCGAAACAACGUGGAUCCGAAGGUGACCGAAGAGGAUAUCACGGGUGGCUGCAUCAUGCAGGUCCGUGGCUCCUUGCAGAUGCAGAGCUUCGCCAAGCGUUUGGUGCCGCGGGCGGGGCUGGACUCCCUGGUCCUGGCGCCCAAUCUGAAGCAGAAGCUCCUGGAGAUCGUGGCCUUCGAAAAAGCGCGGCCGCUGUUGCUGGAGAGUUGGGGUUUUGGAGACCCCGGCAGCUUGGCACAGCUGGGCAGCGGCCGAAGAGAGGCCGAAGUCAUAAGGGUUUUUCCCAGACAGAUCUGUUUGUGA
Messenger RNA from Durusdinium trenchii, 2415 nucleotides. Lineage: Eukaryota; Dinophyceae; Suessiales; Symbiodiniaceae. The record is from the annotation of a GenBank genome assembly.